Messenger RNA from Fomitiporia mediterranea MF3/22, 2795 nucleotides. RefSeq lists its product as uncharacterized. NCBI's taxonomy places the organism in Eukaryota, Fungi, Basidiomycota, Agaricomycetes, Hymenochaetales, Hymenochaetaceae. The coding region runs from base 1 to 1476 and encodes 491 amino acids. The transcript is spliced from 9 exons. The record is from RefSeq and is a predicted model, not a curated record.
AUGCUUUCUGGCCGAGAUAUCCCGAUGGACAUUCUUCCCUUCAUUGUCGGUCACUUGGAUGACCGCAGGGAUCUCUUUAAUGCAACUCUAGUGAACAAGUCGUUUUAUCAAGCGACGAUUCCUCUUCUUUAUGAAGAGCUGGAUUCACGCUUGAUCAGCUCAAGCAAGGGCCUCGUUGUUCUUCAUCCAGCAGAGACUUUGUUACAAAAACCAGAGCUGGCAAAGUACGUUCGCAUAGUAAAUGAGAGCGGACACGUUCACGGAGCUCCACAAACGCGAGCGCAGAACAUUCACAUUCUUUCCCUAUGGGCAUUGCGUCUUUGUACGUCUCUUCGAACCUUCUCAUGGGUAGACGACAACUUCCUCCCGGACGAAAUAUUUCUUGGGAUUCUUGACGUGCUAAGAACUCUUCCUCUCACUGAACUCACGAUUCGUACAUUCAAAAAUUUGGGUAAUCCCGUCUGGGAAGUGUUGCAUCAGAUUAAAGGUCUAAAAAGUGUUUCCAUAUUAUGUAUGGAAGGACCACCUCGGAUUCUCCAAGGUUGGUCAGAAACACUUAGCCUGACGCUAACUCACCUCGAACUUGGUCGUUGUUCCGGAGUCCCACCUACACUUCUGCUGAAUGUGUUUUCUCAUCUACAGAUGCUCACGCACCUCCGAAUCAAAGGCGCACAUACUCCUUCCCUUCCUUACUUCAUCCAGGCUCUUCCACGUCUGCGAGCACUGGACACGGACUACACAGGUUCCGGAGCAAUAAGACCAUAUCACGGCCAGCUCCGUAUGCCAUCACUUGAGAUUCUGUGCUUAAAAGCUGGGAGCGUCGAUGCAGGCGGUCCUCCAGGACUAUGGUCAUGCGCACGGACAUUAUUAUCUACUAAAAGCAGUUCUCUUCGCGAGUUCCGUCUAAAUACCUUUUCGAUUCUGGGAGAAACGCGAAUCCCACGACCUUUCUUACUAUUUAUGGCGGAAAUGCAUGGAAGGACAUUGGCACGUUUUUUAGUGGGAACGACACUGUUAUUGCUUGACGAUGUUGCUUGUGUGUGCGACAUGCUUCCAAAGUUGGAAGAGCUUUCUUGUACAAUACCAAAUGUAGACCCUCAAGAGAUCCAAAAUGCCACAGCACAUGCUUAUAACCUUCGAGUACUUCGUCUCAACACACCGAUGUUCACAGGUUCCACGUUCCGAUCGUCGUUCCCGCCAAGCAGAAGAGACUGUAGAGAUGGUCCUACGUUAUCGACCAUGAAUAUCAACCCGGCGAACUUCGAUCCGCUAGAUAUUGGGAAACGGACUUGUCGACAUUCAUUUUCUAUUGAAGAUGCACGAUAUAUGAUGCUCCGCCAGCGAUCGCGACUACGGCAAAUCACCGUUGGGCCAUUAUCGUUCGGGGGCCAGUGGGUGUACGAUAACAGCGCUCCUGAAAAUGUGCGUUUUGAAGUCGUGCAAGUGCAUAUCGAUAAUGCACGUGGAGAAGCGUAGAGUUAUAAGUCAUAUAAUAGUUGUUGUUCAACACGACAUACGUUCUCGUCGAUACCAUGUGACGCGGAAUAGUUAGAUUCUAAAUUAUUGCACGGAGACCAUGUUGGUGCACACCCAUGCAAGGCGUAUAACACGACUACUGGUAAACUCAGACAAACCAUUGUGUUCAUCGAGUUCCACUUACUACUGGCCCGCUCGUCCAACCAGAAUCAGAGGGUGAAGCAAAUUUCGUCGCCUUUAACGUCCCUCCGGUAAGGAUCCAAGCUCUCGCCAGCGCUCUUCGGAACUCAUCAAGAUGCGGGUUCUCUGGGUACUCAGUAUUAUAUGUCGGAUUGAUAUCCACAACGACCUCUUCAAGAUCCUUCGACUUGACCAACUCCUUCAGAGUUUCGCUCUCAUAAGCAUCGUCAACUGUCGCACCAAGUACACGCGCGGCAUUCAGGGAUAAUACAAAGCGCCCGCGAACUCCGUCAAUCUCAAGGAGCAUUUCCGAGGGAUCUCGACCCGGGUAGAGUGAGCAACCGCGCAUGAGGAAACGUUUUGUUCGACCAGAACCUGUCUCGAGCACCAGCACGUUGGUCGUAUGAUUUGCAGCAGAAGCCGAAGGCGCAGAUUUCGCCCUUGCAAGUCCUGGAGGAUGAAGAUGAGGGCUUAUUGGAACAAGCCGGACACGUAAACGCCAGACCGUCCUGUCACGCGAGGCGAGUAUCAGUGCUCCUGCUGCUGCGCCAACGCCGAUUUCGAAUGUAGAGAGCGCAAGACGUUGCCAUAACGGCCGCAGUUCGUAUUUCUUUGAGGUUUGUGAGGACGAGGAUGGCUGGUCUUGCGGAGAACCUGACGUCUGUGGCUCUUCUACAAGUUGAGUCCAAUUUCGCAUAACCAUGUCAACGCUAAACCCGAUGAACAGUACAUCCAGAGCCAACAAUAAAUACACCCAACGCGCCCAGAAAGCAGGUUUCCCGUCAAACAGCGGCGGCUCAUCGCCUAACUGUCGCGACCCCAAGACCACAUCAGACGCGGACGCUGGCUUCGUCUGAGCUCGACUGCUUUUUUCUCUUCGAGUGAUCAAGGUCAGAAUACGGGUUGGAAAUGAGCAGGUUUGAUGCCGAAUAUUUAAUGACCGCGAAUUGUGAAGGAAAGGACCUGGAGAGCAUGACGGGGUCGCGUAGCUUCGUUUGCACGUUGACUGUCGGAGGAAAAAGCCAGUGCGCUGCUCGAGCUGGAUAAGUGUCCUCGAGCUUGAAGCAUGGGCAAUGAAACUUGAAGGGAACAGCAGCCUGUUCAUCUUGCACCUUUUGUUCGCGAGUGUAUAGUGUCGG